AUGCCUCUUUCAGAAAAUGGGACGAUCAAUCUGACGAACAAUAUAGCAAUAAUACUUAUCCGCUACUGCCAGCGUCUGAAUCGGCUGUGCAUAUGGAGUCCUCCAUCACGGAGCGGUCGUCCAGCAAGGAUUACUGCCGAGUCUGAACCUAAUGCGCGGAAGAAGCGUCGCAAACGAGCGUCUAAGAGUGUAGAGAUGACACCAGAAGGGAAUGGUCGUUCGGACUGUGCGCGAGAGCUUGUUUACCCCAAUCCCGGCAGCACUGUCGCUCACCCUCCUCCUCCUCCUCCUCCUCUUCCUCCUCCUCCUCCUGCUGCUGCUGCUGCUGCUGCUGCUACUGUCGGGAUAGCAGAGGUACCACCGCCAUCAGGACCGCCAUCCAUUGCCGAAUGGAACAUGUUCGAUAUCUUCAGCUUCCCAAUCCCGCAUGAUAACUUGCAGGAGAAUGUCAUUCCACCAUUGUCUACUCCACAUAGUGUUAUUCCUCCGAUGCCCAGUUUAACUGACUUUCUUCAACUGCCUGCCCAUGGAUUAGCAGGCCUGAGCACUCAACCCGGAGUCCUCGAAGAUAAGAAGCGCACCCUCCGGACUACUAGACUCACUGCGCGACAUCAACCAAGAGCUCUCCGACGUCAACUCCUAUUAUUAUCAGGUUAUCGCGUUUUGUACACGCAUAAACCCUAAUUAUAAUAGACGAGCACGGUAGUAACCUAGUUGACCAGUAUAAUCAGAAGUAUUCCUAGGGCUAAAGCCAUACAGCUAAGCUAGCUUAAUAGUAUAUCUGUAGUAGUAUCCACAGC
Aspergillus neoniger CBS 115656 is the source of this 800-nucleotide messenger RNA. RefSeq lists its product as uncharacterized. The record is from RefSeq and is a predicted model, not a curated record. The coding region runs from base 1 to 684 and encodes 227 amino acids. Lineage: Eukaryota; Fungi; Ascomycota; Eurotiomycetes; Eurotiales; Aspergillaceae. The transcript is spliced from 2 exons.